This is a messenger RNA of Salpingoeca rosetta, 3502 nucleotides long. RefSeq lists its product as uncharacterized. The record is from RefSeq and is a predicted model, not a curated record. The transcript has 21 exons. Gene Ontology annotation, molecular function: protein binding; metal ion binding. Lineage: Eukaryota; Choanoflagellata; Craspedida; Salpingoecidae. Gene Ontology annotation, cellular component: early endosome membrane. Gene Ontology annotation, biological process: endosomal transport. Bases 436 to 2835 code for a protein of 799 amino acids.
CUUCUUCUUCUUCUUCUUCUUCUUCUUGGUGGUGGUGUGAUUGCUUGGAGGUGUGUUUGAGCGUUUGGUGUUUGGUGUUUGGUUGCGUGAGGAGCGGCUGACGCACUUCACAUCCCUUCAUUGCGUGGGCGCUGCACGUUCCAGACGGCCGCACGCCAGAGACGAAGAAGCAAGCAAGCAAGAAGUCCUUCUGUCUUUCUUUGUUCUGUGUCGUGGUGUUGGGAAACCGCGCUCUGCUUCCCACACCCAACAAACAAACAUCACAUCUCGUCAUCGACAAGACUGCGUGCGACAGCCGGAGCAAUCGACAACAACAUAAGCUACUCUUCGUGCCACAGUUCACACACCCGCCACAGAACUGAACCAACCACUGCGCUUCCCCAGUCGCUGUUGGUGGAACACGCUUUUGUUGAUCCAAAGCAUCGACCUGCAACCAUGGGCAACACAUGCGCCACGGGUCGCCGACGAUACCAAGUCAUUUCAGGCGACGAAGUGGCACAGGAGACAACCUUUGACGCCACAACCGACACAACACAGCAGGCCGCUGCCUCCCUGUCUGCACAGCAAGCGCUCGUGCGCACACACAGCGAACAUGCGGAUGAACUCGACACAGAACCGCAGACACAGGCUGAGCAAACAUACACGCUGGCUGUGGCGAACCUGAAGCUGGAGCGAAGUGACUCGCUUGAGAACCUGCUCACGUGCGCCAUCUGCCUCGACUUUCUGUUCGAGCCCGUUCGCUCUACGUGUGGCCACUCGUUCUGCCGCACGUGCCUCCGCCGCCUCCUUGAAUUCGACGGCUCUCGGGCCAACUGUCCCAAGUGCCGGCAGUCGUUUGCGCGCAUGGACCCGGACAAGCUCGAGAUUGACCGCCCGCUCGCGGAGACGGUGCAGCGCAACUUUGAGAUGGAGGAGAUGGCGAAACGCAAGGCGGAGGCCGAAGUUGACGAACAGGAGUACGUGCAGGCGCGGGCAGCGCGGCAGCGGCGGGAGCAGCUGAUGGAGAGCAACCCGCUGCAGCUCAUGUUCGAGUCGGAGGAGGACCCCACACGCCGACGCAUUCUCAGGCGCGACAUGGCAUUGCUGACGGGCCUGGGCUUCUCCGAGGUGAUGGCGCAGAAGGCGCUGUUUGUUGCCUCGGGCACACACACGGAGGCGCUGGCGUGGCUCAUGCACCACCAACACCACCCAGAUGUCGACGUCCCCUGGAACUCGACACAGCUCCAGGAGCAAAUUGCACUGCGCAACACACGCCGCGUCCUGUGUGGGAUUGACACUGAGCCAACAACGCAAGUGCUUCUUGCUGGGCAGCUGAACGUGUCUGUGGGUGUUGUGCGGCACGUGAGCAUCCUGGGACGCAAGGCGUGGCUCGUCUCCACGCGCGGGUUUGGCGCGCUCGCCAUGCCCGAGAUUGUCUUCAUCGUCAAGGCCGAGAGCGAGGAGCUGGCAGUGCCGCAGUGCAUCCUGAAGCUGUUGAAGAAGCUGUUUCGCCGGGCGAAGCGGGGCGCAUUCACCGCCGACCACGCCACCAUCAUCCGAUUCUCGCACGACGCCACGCCGUUCCUGAACAACCCUGAGCUGACGGGCGUGAUGCUGACACGCGAGAUGGGCCAGAGCCUGCAGGGGCUGCCUGUUCCCCACGGCAACUUUGUGCUCGCCCUACUGCUGUUUGGACACGAGGUGGACUGGGCAGAGCACCUCCCCUGCAGAUUCCUCCUCCAGCUUGGGCGGAACCACCGCGGCAACUACCCGUUUCCCAUCACAAACGACCGUUACCGCGAGCCCGUCAUCACAGAGGGCAUCGAGGAGAGCCACAAGUACUUCAAGUCCGCGAUCUUUGUGAAGCAUGCCAUCUGCAUGCGGGUGCAGAAUCCGCGCGCGUCGUCCCGCUUCCGCCGCAACCGCCGCCGCGAGCCGGCCCACUGGUACCUGCUGCACCUCCCAUCAGAGGCAAAGGACAUUGUCCGCAGAUACGUCGACAGCUGGAACUGCUCAACCUCAAUGCCCCUCGUCUGCGACUUUGCGCUUGGUGCAGAUGGAUACCUACUGCACCAGAACCAGUCCGCACGCCAACGCAUGCUCGCCCUUCCUAACGCCGUGGGAGCGGCAAUUGGUGGUGUCGCCAUCACAUUUGUUCGCGACAACCGCAAUGUGGGCACUGGCGGUACGCUGCACAAGGAUGUGCUCAUGUUCUACGCAAACGACACAGAUUACACAGAGAUCCGCUCAGCGCUCUCCCUUGGCCACGACAUUGAGAUCAAGCCCUCAAACAGAAAUCUGGACUGCGGUCUGCGCAUCAAGUGGCUGCCCUCUGCUGUGAUCAACUCGGGCCUGAGCCACAUCUCCUCCGAUCUGUUUCCGGACCGCACCGUCUACCCGUACUCGCACCGCGUGGGCAACUUGAGCGACGGGAUUGUGCUGCCGCUGAUUGCUGCUGAGACGCGCGAGAUGCUGUGUCCGGAUCUCCACCCUCGCCUCACCGUCCUCGGCGUCGGCGUUGGCGUCUCUGCUGUUGAGCUCAACGCGCGCAUUGACCGUACGCACCUCGAGCAGUACCUGUCGCUCUUGCUCGAAAGCGUCAGCGCUAAGAUGGGCAAGCUCAUCACAGAGCCGCCGUCGUCUGGGGAUGCAUCGCUCAUCACACUCCACAUUGACCUCGAACCCGCCGGCACAGACGCUUCUGCUGCCACGUAUCGCAUCUCCAAGAACUACGGGGACGUGUGUCCACAGGCGCCAGGUCUGACAAUGCGGAAAUGGAGCCGGAUGCUCCAUCCACUCCCCGCCCCGCCCGUCACCGCCAAAGUCGCACUUCAGGUGUCACUCGAACUCAUCUGAUCGAGCGGUCACGUUGAAUUCACCAAGUCACGCAGCGCUGGUGGCUACUGUUGAUGCCCAAACUGAUGACAUUGCAGUUGUGUUUCUACAGACUAAAGACAACGCACGCACACACGCGCGCGUGUGAUGCGUACCGUCUUUCUUUUUCCCCGUUCCCGCACUUUGGGUGGACUUGUUUGUCGAGUGGGGUUUGAUGACUCUGACUAACGUCGCCUUUGCUGAUUGACCUCCUUUCGUCGACGAACUGUGUCGUCGUUGUUGUAGUUGCUGUUGCUUGAGUUGCCCUUGUGGAGUGUUGCACUGCUAUUGUCGCUUUCAAUACCCGAGUGUUUACGUUCUCUAAUUGCCCUCCGCUUCCGUUGCCUGACUCGUUGCUGUUGACCUGCCUGUGCGCAUGUGUGCGUGCUUUCUUGCGCGCGUAUGUGUGUUGUGUGUGCAUGUGCAUGUGUGAAAUGGUGUUUGCCGUUCUCAUUUCGCCCUGCGCAGGUUGUGAAUGUGGCCAUCUUUUGUUAAUAUUGUUCGCUCGCUCGCUCGCUUGGUUCCGCUGCUUUGAUGCAACAGUUUGCGCGUGUGCGUGGCUGCGUUUGUUGUGGCUGCUCCCGAGUUAUCUUGGUUUCCUUUUAUUGGUUGGCGGUUUUGGCUUCAACUCAUAAAUGGUCUUUGCAUA